Molecule: messenger RNA, 1264 nt
Organism: Leptomonas pyrrhocoris
Lineage: Eukaryota; Euglenozoa; Kinetoplastea; Trypanosomatida; Trypanosomatidae
Exons: 1
Coding region: 842-1264 (140 amino acids)
Source: RefSeq, a predicted model, not a curated record
GUUAUCUUGCUGCUGCCUCGCUGCAUGCGGCUCGGACUCCAAUCAGGGCACUUAACCCCCACGGGAACGGACUGCUUUCAUGUGCUACAUCAACCACGAAACGUAAUACCCAGCUACUAUAGAGCCAGAGCACACUUCACUUUACUUCUUCUACGGCUCUUUCAAAAUGAGACACCGCCAUGAUGGAGAUAACUCGGAGGAGCACCACAAGUGCCGCUUCCACUACGGAACCCUCCGCUUCCCCCCCCCCCCCAAUCGUCAGCAACGAUGUUGAGUACUACGGCGGUUCCCUGCGGCACUUCUCUGUCACAACCGUUAUGACCUUCUCCCUCGAGGAUGCGGGGCCGCUGGGCAACGUGGUGAUGAGUUGUAGCGAAGAGCUGCAGGAAUGGUUGCUGGUGGCGCGUCCGGUUCCCGCCGAGGAGGCGGAGAGCAAAGGCGGGUGCGUAAAACUGCUGUCUCUGCAUGCAGACCCUUGAAUGUCAAGGUUGGCUUUUCUUUUUUUUCGUGGUUUGUUGUUUCCCUUGCACUGCCGUCUCCGGCACACUCUCCUCUUCAUCCCCUGCUUCUCCUUGUUUGUCUUGUAUGGUUCCUUCAUGAAACCCUACCACGUAAAUGUCGACGUCGAACCUGUACUUUUCAGUCGUCCAUCCGAGGAGAGCAACGCGCGCAGUGCAGGUGCGUUCUUCUUCUUUACGCUUUUCAUCUACGUGAUAUGCAUCCUCCUCACUCGCCAACACACACACCAUUCACUUUCACUGCCAUCUCCGUCAAAAGACCCUCUACCCCUCCAAAGAGAAACGAAACGCACGUGUACGCGCCCCAUCGUAGCCGCGUAAUCAUGUUCGCUGCCACUGCAAUGACCCCGCAGGAGCGUAGAAAGAUUGCGCUGGAGAUGACUCGGCUGCGCAUCGCUCGUUACUCUUCCCGGGGCCACCGCGCUCGUCGACCGCCGCCGGCGCUUCCGUGCAACGUCACCGCAAAGGCGUUCGCAGACGUGACGGUGCCGAUGGGCGUCGUUGCCGUGACGGAGGCAGAGGACUUCGCGAGGUGGUUGCUGGUGGCACGUCCCGUGUCGCAGAAGGAGGCGGAGACGAAGGGAGGGUGCAUCAUGUACGUCCCCCCGGCGGGCACCUCACAGAAUUCCUCCUCCUCAUCGUCUGCGAAGCCGCGGUACUUCUGCAUCAUGGACACCGACGAUGAGGUGUACGGCCGCGCUGUGUACCUGCCCCGCCCUUGUGGAACGCAUGAAGAGAAGCCGUAG